AUGAUUGCUGAUAACAACCCAGUCCUUAUUCUAGACAGAAUAACCUCAAACCUCCCACACUCAGAAGUUCCAGUUAAUGUUAAAGAAUACUUCAAACAUUUGGUCCUGGCUGAUCCAACUUUUCAUCUGCCUAGUAAGAUAGAUAUGCUCAUAGGUGCUGAUCUAUUCGCUAAAGUGAUCACUGGUGAACGCAUCAUCAUUAACAAGGAUCUUCCUGCUGCCAUGAAUUCUGUAUUUGGAUAUCUUAUCAUAGGAUCUGCCCCAACUCUUCCUGCUGUAGUCCCUCACAAAACAGCCCCUCAAUGCAAGGGUAAUGUUUCUUCUUUAUUAAGUACUCAAGAUAUUGAUUUGCACAAUUCUCUGCAGAAAUUUUGGACUCUAGAGGAACCUCCCAUCAAACAUCAUGUAACAUCUGAACAAGAAAUUUGUGAAAAUCACUUUCUAAACACGGUCUCUAGGGAUUCAAAUGGACGCUACUUUGUUAGGCUACCCAUAAAAGAAAAUCAUCCCCCUCUUGGUGACUCAUCAUUUUGCGCUCGCAAUAGAUUCCUAUCACUUGAAAGAAAAUUAGAAAGUCAGCCUGAAGUUAAAGCAGAGUAUAGUAAAGCCAUACAUGAUUUAUUGUCAUCUAAUCACAUGGAACCUGUUAACCCUCCUCCAAACAGUGAUAAUAAACAAUUUUACUUACCUCACCAUGCUAUUGUCAAAGUAGAUUCCUCAACCACCAAGCUUCGUGUAGUAUACGAUGCAAGCGCACGCAGCUCCUCAGGUGUCAGCCUUAACGAUAUUCUACAUACCGGGCCAAAACUACAUAAUGAUCUUAAUGAUAUUCUGUUAAAGUUUAGACUUUCCCCUAUUGUCUUCUCAUGUGACAUCAAACAAAUGUUUCGUCAAAUAAUGAUCCACCCAGAUGAUAGAAACUAUCAAAUGUUGUAUUGGAGAGAUGACAAAGACGACCCCCUUUCAGUUUACCGUUUAACUACAGUUGUGUUUGGAUUCAACUGCUCACCCUACUUGGCACUAAGGACACUUCACCAACUUAUCACUGAUGAAGGCGCAAACUUCCCUCUGGCAGCUGAGGCUUUAAAGAAACAAGUAUAUGUAGAUGAUUUAAUAUUAGGUGCCAACAGCAUAGAACAAGCUUUGGUACUAAGAAAUGAGGUGGAACAACUUCUUUUAAAAGGAUAA
This is a messenger RNA of Macrosteles quadrilineatus (aster leafhopper), 1188 nucleotides long. RefSeq lists its product as uncharacterized. NCBI's taxonomy places the organism in Eukaryota, Metazoa, Arthropoda, Insecta, Hemiptera, Cicadellidae. The transcript has a single exon. The record is from RefSeq and is a predicted model, not a curated record. The coding region runs from base 1 to 1188 and encodes 395 amino acids.